GUUCAAGCCUGGUCAUCUAUCUUUCUCUCAUUCAGUCACUAAAGAAACUUUCAAGAAUGGCGUCCAAGGUGGCUAAAGAUAGCCAAAAAAGAAAACGGGUGUCCGAGGCCAAUGGAAAGCCCAAGAAACGAGCACGAUCUGAGAGUGAGGAUGAGAGCAUCCAAGACGAUCCUCAUGCUGAGAUUCUGCUCUUAGAAGAGCAGAUUCUCGAGUCAAAGAAACAUUACAACAAUAUCGUCAAACUGAUCACCACCGCUAAGAACUUUGAGAACGACCCCGAUUCGGCGGCUCUCGCGUCUGUCGCACUGACCAGGGUUUUCAUCAGAUUACUGUCCUCGGGCUCUCUUAUCAAAAAGAAGGGUCAGCCGGAGAAGGAGGCCGUUGUUGUGCAGUGGCUGAGGGAUCGGUACUUCGAGUACAAGGAUGUUCUGCUUGACUUGAUCAACGAUGAUGAGCUAGGGGCGCCUGCGUUGACGCUCGCUAUGCGGGUUCUCAAGAGCGAGGGCCAGCAUCUCAAUGAUGGGGAUGAGUACAACUUCCCUCACGUUUUCCUUCAACAGAUCAUUCAAGCGCUCCUCGACUCAGAAAGUGAUGAUGCGCGAUGUGAAUUCGUGGACAAAUUCUUGACCGAGUUUGAUGACAUACGAUUCUAUGCUCUGAAGGCUACCAAGAGCAUUGUUGAAGAUCCAGAGCGCUCUGGGGAUCAGGAGGAGCUUUUCGAUGACUCGUUUACGUUCGUGUCAUCAGUCGGUAGCGUACCGAAGACGCUCGAGAACUAUUACCUCGAGAAGCCGAAGAAGAAGGCGCACCCGCUCAACUCGCUGCACCAGCAUCAGAAGCAAGGCCAGGAUGCAUGGCUGGCGGUCUUGAAGCUGGCAUCGACCAAGACUCAGAGGAAGCGUACGUUGAACGUCAUGUCGACGGACAUUGCCCCCUGGUUCCUCCGACCUGAACUGCUAGCGGAUUUCUUGACCGACUCGUACAACACGGGUGGCUCCAUGUCGCUGCUGGCCCUGUCUGGCGUUUUCUACCUUAUCAAGGAGAGGAAUCUCGACUACCCAUCGUUCUUCACGAAGCUUUACAGUCUCCUCGACCGCGAUAUCCUGCACUCGAAGCACCGGUCACGAUUCUUCCGGCUUAUGGACACAUUCUUGGCCUCGACCCAUCUCCCUGCUUUGCUGGUGGCCAGUUUCAUCAAGAGGCUUGCGCGUCUAGCGCUCAAUGCACCGCCAGCAGCCAUCGUAUUCAUCGUGCCGUGGACGUACAACAUUCUGAAGCGGCACCCGACGUGCAUGUUCAUGCUGCACCGGGAACUUCGCGAUCCAGAUGAGAGGAAGCGCGUCGAAAACGAGGGAUUUGAGGACCCCUUCCUCCCCGACGAAGCCGACCCGAUGGAGACCCAGGCGAUCGAUAGCUGCUUGUGGGAGCUCGUGCAACUGCAGCAGCAUUAUCACCCGAAUGUGGCGACGAUUGCCAAGAUUGUAUCAGAGCAGUUUACAAAGCAGUCGUACAACAUUGAGGAUUUCCUCGAUCAUUCGUAUGGCAGUCUUUUGGAGGCCGAGAUGAACAAGAACAUGAAGAAAGCUCCCGUGGUCGAAUUCCAGAUUCCCAAGAGGGUGUUCCUCCCACAAGACCCGGAAGCAGGACUUGAGGACAGUCUUCUCGCACGACUUUGGGAUUUUCAAUGAAGAGCCAUCAAGUUGGAUGUUAGCGGAGAACUGGCAGAACCAUUGGGCCACUCACACAACACCCUUGCUGAAUACGAGAUACCCGAGCAGCUACGCAUAUCUAUUGUUGUCACUACGCUAUGCUCUGUUUUAAGGACGCCCAUGAUAUUGGGAUUGAUAGCCAUGGCUUGUUUUGAACCGCUUUUUGAUGUGUCCUUGGCAGGGAAAGAGGCGAUCUUAUGUGAUGCUUGCUGGUGGACGGACUCUACGAAGAGCGAAACAGCGCGCAUCGCAAUCUUGAAAAUGCAAGAGAGCAAAUACGAACUCCCAUCCUCAUUUCUUAAAAAAUCCAGGAGUAUGUC
Molecule: messenger RNA, 2029 nt
Organism: Sodiomyces alkalinus F11
Lineage: Eukaryota; Fungi; Ascomycota; Sordariomycetes; Glomerellales; Plectosphaerellaceae
Product: nucleolar complex protein
Exons: 3
Coding region: 57-1688 (543 amino acids)
Biological process (GO): ribosome biogenesis
Cellular component (GO): small-subunit processome; nucleolus; Noc4p-Nop14p complex
Source: RefSeq, a predicted model, not a curated record